AUGGCAGAUUCGAGUGAGACCAAGCCGGCUACGGCGCCUGUUGUCGACGACGCGACCAACACAACCUCAGCCGAGGGUAGCGCAGAACCCAAGCAGGAAUCUCACAGCGACCGCAAGCGCAAGCGAUUCCAAGACGACGGACUCAAAUUUGGUCGCGGUGAGCAGCCAGACCGCAGAUCUCGCAACGACGAAGAAAAGAAGAAGCCGCGUCCUGAAAACUCAGUCCUUCCUGCACCCUUCGCUCAGGAUGAGAUUGCCGCAGAAGAGCGCAAACCGAAGCGCAAGGUUGCCGUCUUGAUCGGUUACAGUGGUACUGGCUACAAGGGCAUGCAAAUCAACACAACCGAGAAGACAAUCGAAGGCGACCUGUUUACCGCAUUCGUUAACGCUGGUGCCAUCUCAAAGGCCAACGCCGAUGAUCCUAAGAAGUCGGCACUGGUCAGAUGUGCUCGUACCGACAAGGGCGUCCACGCUGCAGGCAACAUGAUCUCGCUCAAGUUGAUUGUUGAGGACCCCGACAUCGUCCAGAAGAUCAACUCGCACCUGUCACCACAAAUCAGAGUAUGGGGAAUCGAAAGAACAAUCGGCAGUUUCAGCUGUUACCAGGUCUGCGACAGUCGCUGGUACGAAUACCUGAUCCCUUCACACGCCUUCUUGCCCCCACACCCGAGCAGUUGGAUGGCGAGAAACCUGGAGGAGGCUGCUGAUGAGGUUGGUGACCGUGAAGGUUACGAAUCUCGUCAGGCUGAGGUCAAGGACUUUUGGAAGACUGUUGAAGAGCGCGACAUCAAGCCUAUUGUGGACGCUCUGGAUGACGACAUUCGCGAUUUAGUCCUACAAGCCAUUCACGAGCCUUCCGACUUCAAUCCUGAUGGAGAACAGCAAGACAAGCAGGAGGAGCAGGUCAAGCAGACUGCCGAUGUCGACACAUCAGCACCAGCAGAUGCUGAGACCAAGCCUGAAGCUGCGGCCGAGACUGCUGGCACAUCCGAUACUCCCAUGCCCGACGAGCCUGCCACUCUCGAGUCGACAAACAUUCCUACCGAGCAGAAGAAGCGCAUUGAAGCUGCUGUCAAGCAGCUCAAGAUUGCUUACAACGCUGCUCGUCGCGCAUACCGCAUCCCCGAUGAGCGCAUCGCUCGCGUACAAGCUGCACUGGACUGCUACGUCGGCACUCGCAACUACCAUAAUUUCACCAUUCAGAAGACCUUCAAGGAUCCUUCAGCUAAGCGCAACAUCAAGUCUUUUGUCUGCAACCCAAAGCCUAUCAUCAUCAAUGGAACUGAGUGGUUGUCACUUAAGGUUCAUGGUCAAUCUUUCAUGAUGCACCAGAUCCGCAAGAUGGUUGGUAUGGUCGCAUUGACUGUCCGUUGUGGCUGCCCUAUUGAACGCAUCGUCGAGGCUCAGGGCGACCAGAAAAUCAGCAUACCCAAGGUUCCUGGAUUGGGACUACUGCUCGAGCGCCCCGUGUUCGACAGCUACAACGAGAUUCAAGCUGUCAAACACGAUAAGGAGAAGCUUGACUUUGGCAAAUACGAGAAGGAGCUUGAGGAAUUCAAGCAAAGGGAGAUCUAUCAGAGAAUCUUUGCCGAGGAAGAAAGGGACAACACUUUCCACCUCUUCUUCAACCAAAUCGACAACUACAAGGAGCGCCACUUCUUGUACUUGACCUCAAAGGGUCUGGGGGCUAUCAAGGGCGCUGGCAAGUUGGACGAACAGCGAGCAGCCAAGUCGAAGAAUGAUGGCGCCGAUGCUAUGGAGAUGCAGUAA
This is a messenger RNA of Aureobasidium musti, 1770 nucleotides long. Lineage: Eukaryota; Fungi; Ascomycota; Dothideomycetes; Dothideales; Saccotheciaceae. The record is from the annotation of a GenBank genome assembly.